GAGGAGGAGGUAAUCGAAACUUGACUCUGUAGCAGCACCACCCUCGGCUUCUCAAACAUCCACCCACCAGUUUCGUGUUAGACACUGAAGUGAUUGUUUCUUUUCAGAGACGUUUGGUGCAGCUCUUUGGAAUUAUUCUAGAAUUUUACAAAUUUUGAAGAUAAGUUUAGUUAAAGCUGUUUAGUUCCCAAAAGUUUAGGCAGUUCAAACUUCAUAUAUAUAUAUAUAUAUUCUGAAAGUAAAAAAUAUCGAAUUCAAAAUACGUUACAUGUAUAUUAUUACUGCAGUGUGCGAAUGAAACAGAGAAAUGUUUGUAUUUAUAAGGUGCCAGCUUUUGUGAAGAAAGUAUACGAAAGACUAGAACAGAAGAAGAUACCCACCUGGUUAUCAUCUUUUACAGAAACAGGGAUUGAGUGGUAUUUAUAAUGUUGAAGAAACUAUUAAAAUGACCAAAAGAGAUAGUAUACUUUACCUGGAGAUGGUACUAUGUUUCGUUUUCUUCACCAUCUGUUUUUUUGGAGGAGUCAAGGGAGACACUCAGGUUACCGAAAAUGAGUUUACUAACCAGAUUUUGAAAAGAAUAAACAAGUAUAUUCCUCCUCCUGGGAUGUAUAACAACACAUUUGAUGUUUCUAUCCAUCUUGGACUUCUGUUUAUAAUAGACUUGGCGGAGGACACAGGAACGCUUAGUACCGUAUGUAUACCAUCUGGUGACUGGUAUGAUGAAAGAUUACAAUGGAACAUCUGGGAUGUAAACUUUUGGCAUCUUCGCAUGCCAGAAGAGAAAUUAUGGAGGCCAAAAAUAUCCGUUUUUAAUCGGGCGAGAAUGGAGGAGUAUGGCAAGAAACCCUAUAUAAUAUCAUUCUCCGAUGGCCAUUCGUUUUAUUCACCUCUUGCUAUUUUGCACACUGUCUGUCUUCCUAACUUACGAUUCUUCCCAUUUGAUCAACAGACUUGCGAAAUUACGUUUGGAUCUUGGGAACAAGAGGGUGACGUAUUGAACAUGCAAAAUGUUUUCUGGGCAAAUAUUACAGACGAAGCUGUUUACUUGGCAAACUAUACUAAAAACCUUCGUUGGAAACUUGUAGACACGAAGACCGAAACGCGGCGCUUGGAUUACACGUUUUCAAAUUCCUACUAUCCUGUCGUCGUUUUUACUCUUGUUAUUGAACGACAAACACCAUCUUUAGCUGUUUGCAUACUAACUCCAGCAGUAUUUAGCCUGUUCCUCAGUUUGCUCACCUUUUGGAUACCUCCUACGUCAUCAGCACGAGCAGCAAUAGGAAUCACAGCUGUUGCAGCGACAAUGGGAGUUCUGACGACGUUAUCACACAUACUUCCUUCCACAGCUACAAGCCGCCCUCUACUGGUUGAUUAUGCUGCUGUUUCUCUGAUGGUUGCGAUUCUCUCUGUUAUCCACACUUUAUUGGCGUUGGCAAUUAGAAACCUCAGUGUAACGUUUCCAGUGAUUUUGGAACGUUUUGAUGAGUUACCCGGAUGGCUAGUUCGGUUCUUGUGUUUCCCAACUUACACGAGAAGCAUGAAAGUUGAAGAGUCGUUCCUAGUCAUGGAAUAUACUAGAGAUUUUGAAGAAAUUAAAGAGCAUGAUGAAAUAUCUUCCAGAGUAACAUCUACCUCCGAAGCACCAUCAUCAGACGAAUCAAAGAUGAAAUGGAAAAUGUUUUCAUCAGUUAUUGAUCGUUUAUUUUUCUGGUUUUAUGUUUUCUUGAGUGUUAUUUUUAUUAUCAUAGUAUUAACCACCGAAUGACGUUUGAAUAAAAAUCCUCGAGACCAAUCUUUAGAGAGAAAUCGGGUAUAAUACCCAAUGAUAAAUUUUCCUUUGAUCUUUAAGAAUUAUGUAACGUACAGCUACAAGUACUGUAAUUUCCACGUGUUUUUCGUGCUGGAACAUAAGAAAUACUGACUUCAUUAGAAAUAAUGAAGUUAUACAUGAAUGAAACGUCUCCUCUUUGAACUAAAUAUUCAUGUCUACAAAACCAAGAAUUUACUUGCAAAAAAAUGAUUUAUUUGAUGUUUCUCUUACUUAAAUUCUCAAAGAAAUAAAAACUAGCAUAUGAAAGAAAAUGUGUGCUAAUAUAUUAGUUAAGAGUGCAUUCUGUCUGUCUGUCUGUUAAAGUUAUAGAAAAGUUUUUGUGACCAGUAUUGAAAAUAAACUAUUAGCAUUGUA
Limulus polyphemus (Atlantic horseshoe crab) is the source of this 2188-nucleotide messenger RNA. RefSeq names its product neuronal acetylcholine receptor subunit alpha-7-like. The coding region runs from base 446 to 1768 and encodes 440 amino acids. The record is from RefSeq and is a predicted model, not a curated record. Gene Ontology annotation, cellular component: membrane; synapse; neuron projection. NCBI's taxonomy places the organism in Eukaryota, Metazoa, Arthropoda, Merostomata, Xiphosura, Limulidae. The transcript has 8 exons. Gene Ontology annotation, biological process: monoatomic ion transmembrane transport; nervous system process; chemical synaptic transmission. Gene Ontology annotation, molecular function: neurotransmitter receptor activity; transmembrane signaling receptor activity; extracellular ligand-gated monoatomic ion channel activity.